UAGAAGAAGAAAAACAGCUAGGCUCCGCCUAUUUGUUUGCUAGCUUUUGGUGUGCAGGGAAACGAAUUGGCUGCUUAGCGUCGUUAGCAUAACGUUGGCGUUUAUUUAUUUGGUUUUUUGUGGCUCCCGCAGCUUCCGACAUGGCGUACCAGCUGUACAGGAACACCACCCUGGGAAACAGCCUACAGGAGAGCCUGGAUGAGCUCAUUCAGACCCAGCAGAUCACCCCUCAGCUGGCCCUGCAAGUCCUGCUCCAGUUCGACAAAGCCAUCAACACCGCGCUGGCCAACAGAGUCCGUAACAGAGUCAACUUCAAGGGAUCUUUGAACACGUAUCGCUUCUGCGACAACGUCUGGACGUUCGUGCUGAAUGAUGUGAAGUUCAGAGAGGUCACCGAUCUCGUUGAGGUGGACAAGGUCAAGAUCGUGGCGUGCGACGGCAAGAAUUCGGGCUCAAACGCAGCCGAGUGACCACGCCCACCGCCAGGAAAUGUACAUAUGAGGAUAACUUAUUCAUGCUCCGCUGCAGUGAGUGUGUGCGUGCGUGCGUGUGAGUGCACGUGUGCGUGCGUGUGAGUGCACGUGUGCGUGCGUGUGAGUGCACGUCGGCUUGCAGCAGUUUAUUUUAUUUGUUUUUUUACGUUUCUGUUCAUUUUGCUAAAACUGAAAUAAAAAUAGACAAAAUGAAGGUCAGACUUCCUGGAUGACAUCAUACACAAA
Messenger RNA from Doryrhamphus excisus (bluestripe pipefish), 719 nucleotides. It is a transcript of the gene gtf2a2, whose product is annotated as general transcription factor IIA, 2. Gene Ontology annotation, biological process: transcription initiation at RNA polymerase II promoter. Gene Ontology annotation, cellular component: transcription factor TFIIA complex. NCBI's taxonomy places the organism in Eukaryota, Metazoa, Chordata, Actinopteri, Syngnathiformes, Syngnathidae. The record is from RefSeq and is a predicted model, not a curated record.